This is a messenger RNA of Closterium sp. NIES-65, 1039 nucleotides long. Lineage: Eukaryota; Viridiplantae; Streptophyta; Zygnematophyceae; Desmidiales; Closteriaceae. The record is from the annotation of a GenBank genome assembly.
AUUCAACUGGGCGGUGUUCAACAACGAAGCCAAGUGGUAUUUCAACGAGCAGAGUCCAGGCGCACUAGACUACAAUGUGACGGACGCGCUGUGGUUCCUAAACAGGUUCAACUGGGCAGUGUUCAAUAAUGAAGCUAAAUGGUAUUUCAACGAGCAGAGCCCAGGCGCACUGGACUACAAUGUGACUGACGCGUUGGUUAGAUGGUUCACCCAGAGGAACAUCAAAGUGCGCGCUCACAACAUCUUCUGGGCCGUGGAGAAGUUUGUUCAGACGUGGGUCAAGGGUCUCAACAACACCUCCUUAUGGGCGGCCAUGCAAAGGCGCAUGAGCAGUGCAGUCAGCCGGUACCGAGGCAAGGUGCAGCACUGGGAUGUCAUCAACGAGCCUCUGCAUGGCAACUACUACGGGCAGCGCCUGGGCGGCAAUGUGCACUCGUGGAUGUUUAAAGCUGCCCGAGCGAUUGACCCUAAUGUCAGGUUGUUCCUUAACGAGUACAACACUGUGGAGCAAUGCGACAAAGAGGCUAACCCGGAGAUUUACCUCGAGGUGAGUGGGAGGAUAUGUAGGCAAGUGGAAGAGAAAAGAGAAGUGCAGCAGAAUGGAGAGUGUAGUGCAGCUGCUCUUAACGAGUACAACACUGUGGAGCAGUGCGACAAGGAUGCCAACCCAAAGGUCCGGUUGAAGCACGGCCUGAACCGGCUGGCAGUGGCAGGCAUGCCCAUCUGGCUGACCGAGCUUGAUUUCAACGAAAUGGUCCGUCUGAAACACGACCUAAACCGGCUGGCAGUAGCCGGCAUGCCCAUCUGGCUGACCGAGCUCGAUUUCAACGAAGUGCAAUCGGGGAGGCAAAGGGCGGAUUAUCUGGAAGCGGUGAUGCGAGAGGCCUUUGCACAUCCCUCGGUGGCCGGCAUUGUGCUGUGGUCGGCGGGGAGAUCGACGUGCAUGUACUACAAGGACAUGGACCCGGGCAUGUGCAGCGCGUGUGAUGCGUGCUUGGCAAAUGACAAGUUUGUCGACAACUUAGCGGGGCAGAGGUGA